CCCACCCCACCCCAUCCCACACCAGCAGGCAGCAAGCACCAAGCACCAACUGCCACAUCGCCCGCCCGUAGAUGACCUCCGAUCAGCCCACCCGCGCGGCCACGCUGCCCUCGCUGCGCCUGGUCAUGCCCUCGACCCCGCCCCCCUCGGGGCAGCGGUAUUCCUCGUCCGGCUGCUCGCCCACCAUGGCACACCCCCCGUCGGACUUUUCCCCGGUCCGGAGCACAGCCCCCCCGUUGGCCCUCGGGCCUGGCGGUGCUCCCGGCCCAUCCAUGAGUCUGACCGACCUGACGGCCCCCUCCUCGGCUGGGGCCGGCUCCAGUCGCGGCGUCAACCUGCCACCCGGCCAGCCCGGCAGCACGUCGCCCCUGCCGGUGCCAACGUCGACCGUCUCCUCCGGGUCCUCCUCGCGCUUGUCGGGUCUUCUGUCCCGGCGCAAGCGCGCUUCCUCCCAGUCUGAGGGCAGCCCGGUCACCUCGUCCCUGCUGCCGGCCAUUACGCAUACCUCCUCGCCGGCCGAGCCGGCCGCCCCCGUUAUCGCGUCGACCAAGGGCACCUCCAGCCGGGCUCGCUCGGGCAGCCUCUUCGGCGACUCGACCCCCGUGGCCCAGGCCGUAUCGGCCGGGUAUGCGGCCUCCGCCUCCACCGGGUCGCUCACUUCGCUGGCGGCCCCCUCCUCCUCCUCCUCCUCCUCCUCCUCCUCCUCCUCUUCCGCCUCCUCCUCGUCCGGCAAGCGAACCUUUUCCAUUCGGCCACGCUCGCGCUCCACCACCGCGGCCUCCUCGCUGGGAGACGACCAGACCCCCAUGCAUCCGCCCCCGGCGGCGAUGGCCAUCGACCCGGCGCAGCAGGCCCUGGCCUCGCGCCUGGCCAGCCAGGCCCAGCGCCAGCAGGCCAUCCGCCACCGGGCCAACCCGGGGCUCUAUGGAACCGGGGGCGAUUUGUCCGACGGCGAAAGCGACUCCGGCGACUCCUGCUCCUCGUCGUCCUCCUGCUACAUGGCCGGCCCCGGGGCCGGCAGCGCCCCGGGCAGUGUUUCCUCCAGCAGCGGCUCACAGCUUCUUCACAUGCAGCUGCCCUUCCACUCGGGGACCAUGCGGUCCUUCACCGGCAGCCCUGGCAAUGGCGCCGGAUCUGGCAGCGGCCCCGGCGGCGACCUGGCCAGCGGCGAUGUCGAGUCCGUGGGUGCCGAGAUGGCCGGCGCCGCGGACGACGGUCAGACCCCCCCGCGCAGGGGGUCUCUCCUGGGCGCCGGCUCUCACCAUGUGCCGAGCCUCUGUGCCUGUCCGAUUGGCGAGCAGUAUGUGCCUCCGCGCCGUGGGCGAUCCGGCAGCCUGGCCCCGGCGGGCACAUCCCACUCGACGGCCCCCGGCGGGGGCCACUACCCCGAUGGCGGGAGCCCGCCCAGCCUGCUGUCCUCAACCGACAGCGAUUCGCCCUUCUUCCAGGCUUGCGACUCGUUGCUGCUGACCAGCGAGUCCGGGGACCUGGGCCCGGGGCCGGGGGCCGGGGGCCAGCGCCGGGCAUCGCACUCGGCCGCCCCCGCCACCGGCCCGGUGGCCGGGCUGCUGCUGGACGACAUGCUCGGCUGGGAUGCCCGCUUUGACGGGGGGGCCUCCUCGCCGGCCCGGGCGAGCACGACCGAGGACUCGUGGUCGCCCGGGGCCGGGCCCCGGCGCGGGUCCUUCACAGCCGGGGCCCGGCCUCUGCCGGCCACGCCGCACCUGUCGACCGGCGGCCGCUCCACCGGCGGCGGGUGUGGCCACCCCCACUGCCGGGCGCUGGUGCAUCCGGCCACAGUGGAGUCGCACCGGUCCGCCUGCCGGGCUUUCCUGGCACACCGGGAGCAGUUUGUCCGGUGCAUGCAGAUGGUCGGCCCGCUGUCGGACUCGACGCGUACCUUGCUGGACCCGGGCCCGACCUUCUCUUUCCGGGCCAAGUGUGCCUGCUUCGGUGGCCCGGGGCGGUUGGUUCCCCUGCGCGGGGCUCCGGGUGCCGGCAUUCUCGGCACCUCGCCCAAGAUGCCGGGGCUGAUGGCCACUCUGCGCGGGGCCGGCUCCUCGCCGGCCGGCAGCACUGGCAGCAGCGCCGCCAGCAGUGCGGCCAAUUCCCCGCACCUGAGCGUGCUGUCGGCCUCCCCGUCGGGGGGCAUCUUCGGCGAUUCGCCGGUUCGCUCGACCACGCCGCCGGUGCCCCCUCCGAAGCCCGGCCGCGCCAGCCCCAUCACCGGGACAUCCUUUUCGGCCGCGGGAUCGCCCAUGCCCGCCCUGAAGCCCAUGGUGUCCGUCGCUCCCCCGGCGGCGGGCCCCGGGGCCGGGGCUGCCACCCGCCUGCCUCCCCGGCCGGCGACGCUCGACUUGGCCGGUGGCCCGGGGUCUGGCUGCACCACGCCUCCGCCGGAAGUUGGUGGGCCCGGUCGCGGAGCCGGCAUCGCUGAGGAGGACCUCAUGUCGCCGGUGUCCCUGCCGCCGCUCAGCCUGCUGGCCCCUUCGGGGCUGGGGCCGGCUCGCGCCAUGUCCUCCAGCGGCCCCGGCACGCCGACCCCCUCAGCCCCACCGGCCCGGCCCAACAGUGUCUCCAACACCCUCACCGGCUCCGGCUGCCCCUCGCAGUCGACGACCGCCAGCGAUCCGCACUCGGUUCUGUCGGCUCUGCUGAGCCCAUUCGAGGCGGAGCCCAGCUGUGGCAUCUUCUCCCAGGUCCCGAGCUUCAGCAGCAUCAUCAACAUUUUCGAUGUCCUGUCGUCGGUCGCGCAGGAGCAGGUCAAUCUGUCGCAGCUGUGCCUCUCCCUGUCGCAGACGGCCUACAUGUCAUCCAGCAACAACCUGGCUGGCCUGACGAAGGUGCGGGCUUGGUGUCGCCCCUUCCGGCCGAUUGAGCCUCCUCCUUUUACUUUUUUUUCUUCUUGCUGA
Fonticula alba is the source of this 2912-nucleotide messenger RNA. RefSeq lists its product as hypothetical. NCBI's taxonomy places the organism in Eukaryota, Rotosphaerida, Fonticulaceae. Bases 72 to 2912 code for a protein of 946 amino acids. The transcript has 3 exons. The record is from RefSeq and is a predicted model, not a curated record.